AUGGGCGAUCCUCGUGAGAGCGCCCAAGUGGAUGAGGCCUGCCAGUCAACCUUCGAGCAGGCCGUGGCCUUAUCGCUACACAUGUGGCCGGCGCUGUCCCUUGCCGUCCAGAACAACUGGGGCGGCCCGGACUCGACCGACAAGAGGGACUGGUUUGCCGGCGCCGUCGCCGAGGCCUUCCCCGAGUUCUCCAAGAUCACAAAUGGCCAGGCCGUCCCCGCCGCCAACGCCCCCGAAGAGCCCGACACCGAGUACGUCGAGACCAUGCUGCUGCAGAUCAUGCUGGACGAGUUCGAGGUCAACGUCGAUGACGAGACCGGCUUUGAUGUCGCCGAGCAGAUCAUCAAACUGAGGGGUGACAUCGCCAAGGGCAACUUCGAGGCGGUCGACAGCCUCCGCAACAAGUGGGAGAGUCGCAAGGGCGCAAAGGUCGAGGGGCUGUACAAGAAGGUUGAGGGCGGCGACCAGGAGACCGACUGGGAGGACGACAGUGAGGACGAUGAGGAUGAGGACGUGGACAUGGACGACGCCCCGCAGCUCGUGCGUGCACCCAAGGAGAAGCCGGAGCCAGAGGUCGACGAGGACGGAUUCACCACGGUCACGAGGAAGAAGAAAUAA
Messenger RNA from Colletotrichum graminicola M1.001, 618 nucleotides. Its product is annotated as pre-rRNA-processing protein TSR2. The coding region runs from base 1 to 618 and encodes 205 amino acids. The record is from RefSeq and is a predicted model, not a curated record. Gene Ontology annotation, cellular component: nucleus. Lineage: Eukaryota; Fungi; Ascomycota; Sordariomycetes; Glomerellales; Glomerellaceae. The transcript is spliced from 3 exons. Gene Ontology annotation, biological process: maturation of SSU-rRNA from tricistronic rRNA transcript (SSU-rRNA, 5.8S rRNA, LSU-rRNA).